AAGGAAUCUAUUCUCACCCGCAGGCUCCCGGCCAUAUCCCACCGAAUCUUCCAGGUUCCACUCCACCCACCCACCUGCGCCGCCAGCUCUAAAGGAGGCGGCGUCGGCCGGCGGGCGAGCGCACGCCCAGGCCCAAUCGAUCGAUCCCAGCUCUAGAGGGGAGGGAGCAACCAUGGCGGGGGACGGGGAGGACGAGGUGCCGGCGAUGGGCGGAGACAAGCUGAUCCUGCGGGGGCUGCAGUUCCACGGCUUCCACGGCGUGAAGCAGGAGGAGAAGAAGCUGGGCCAGAAGUUCGUGGUCGACGUGGACGCCUGGAUGGACCUCGCCGCCGCCGGGGACUCCGACGACAUCGCCCACACCGUCAGCUACACCGACAUCUACAGGAUAGCCAAGGGCGUGGUGGAAGGCCCGUCGCGGAACCUCCUGGAGUCGGUGGCGCAGUCGAUCGCCGGCACCACGCUGCUCGAGUUUCCCCAGAUCUCCGCCGUCCGGGUGAAGGUCGGGAAGCCCCACGUCGCGGUGCAGGGCGUCGUCGACUACCUCGGGGUGGAGAUACUGAGGAGGCGCAGAGAGGCAUGAGCACAAGAACCGGAGUACCUCAUAUGAGAAGCCUGAACAGAGUUGAUCUCAGUUGAGCCCAUCGAUCCCUGUGUCUUAUAUCUAUCAAUCUAUGUAUGUAUGGACAUGAUGUUUGUCUGCGCUCAAUAAUUUCUGAAUUGGGAAUCA
Triticum aestivum (bread wheat) is the source of this 727-nucleotide messenger RNA. Its product is annotated as dihydroneopterin aldolase 2. Gene Ontology annotation, cellular component: cytoplasm. Gene Ontology annotation, biological process: folic acid-containing compound metabolic process. The transcript is spliced from 2 exons. NCBI's taxonomy places the organism in Eukaryota, Viridiplantae, Streptophyta, Magnoliopsida, Poales, Poaceae. Bases 173 to 580 code for a protein of 135 amino acids. The record is from RefSeq and is a predicted model, not a curated record. Gene Ontology annotation, molecular function: dihydroneopterin aldolase activity.